Messenger RNA from Malaclemys terrapin pileata, 2396 nucleotides. It is a transcript of the gene CCNL2, whose product is annotated as cyclin L2. The transcript is spliced from 7 exons. NCBI's taxonomy places the organism in Eukaryota, Metazoa, Chordata, Testudines, Emydidae. The record is from RefSeq and is a predicted model, not a curated record. The coding region runs from base 756 to 1658 and encodes 300 amino acids. Gene Ontology annotation, biological process: regulation of transcription by RNA polymerase II. Gene Ontology annotation, molecular function: cyclin-dependent protein serine/threonine kinase regulator activity. Gene Ontology annotation, cellular component: nucleus.
CCUCUGCUGCCCAAGCGCUAUGGUGCAGGGAUAACUGCGUCUUCAGUCAAACCAAAGCAGGCUCUACAAAGAGAAGGCUGACUCUAGACAGAAACCUUGUUGAAAUGGGACAUUUGGAAACGAUACUGUCAUAUGCCAGAGAAGAGGAGAUCUGUUUGAAUACUGAACCAUCCUCUGCACUGAUGAUCCCAAAUUCCUGGAUUUCUUCCACGACUAGCUUUUUGCAUCACAAAUGGAUUCGGUCUUGGAUGCUGUCUCACUAAUGGAAAAUGGACAGGUUCCUAAAACUUUCCAGUGGAAAUGGGUACACGCUGAAGUGGAUUGCAUUUCUCCGGAGAACUCCAGCAGGAUCGGCAACUUUGAACACUAGCUUUCAGUUUGCAUGCUUCUCUGCACUCUGGGAUUGAGCCUAGAUUUCUAUUACUGAGUUCUUUACAGAUUAUAUGUGGUCUCUACAAAAACAUUUGUUUUUGCAUGAGAGCAGGCCAGUAGAUCUAGAGGGAAAAGUAAAGUUAAAAUUGGUUCUCUUUCAUAACUGAUUUGUCUGACAGCCAGUCAGAAACUUAUUCCCAACCAUAUAUCCAUCCCCUUGAAGAAAUUUUUCUAACUUCUCUUCAGAUUUACAGGAGUAUAGCAUUUGAGCUUAGUAAUAGAAUGCACAGAAAAGUAGUUACUGUAGAAUUGAAGAGAAUAGAACAGAGAGGCAUUCUGCAGGGGGUUGCAAUUGUUCCCUUAUUGUGUAUUUCAGGAAUUACAUGAAUGACAGUCUACGAACAGAUGUCUUUGUAAGAUUCCAGCCAGAAAGUAUUGCUUGUGCCUGUAUCUACCUUGCAGCUAGAACAUUGGAGAUCCCACUUCCUAAUCGUCCUCACUGGUUUCUGCUGUUUGGAGCAACAGAGGAGGAAAUUCAAGGGAUUUGUAUAAAAAUCCUGCAGCUAUAUACUCGGAAAAAGGUUGACUUGUCUUAUCUGGAAAGCAAAGUAGAAAAGAAGAAACUAGCCAUUGAAGAGGCAAAAGCACUAGCUAAAGGUCUUCUACCCGACAAGACUCCCAAUUUGGAGAACACGUCAGGGUUUUCCCCUGUUCCUAAAAAUGAAUCUCCAAAAGAAGGUAAAGGAAAUAAACCUUCCCCACUUGCUGUGCAGGCGAUGAAGAAUGCCAAAAGAAAAAUGGAUGGAACAAAAAGAAUGAAUUCCAACAGCCCAGUGAAUGGCAUUCAGAAAGAAAGGGAGAGCAGAAGUGGAAGCAGAAGUCGAGAGCAGAGUUAUUCAAGAUCACCAUCUAGAUCAGCAUCUCCUAAGCGCAGAAAAAGUGAAAGCUACUCAACAUCGAGUGGUUCCAAAUCCCACAGCCGCUCCAGGAGUCGCAGUGAUUCUCCCCCAAGACAGUUCAACCAUAGUGCUAGUUACAAAGGCUCUAAAAUGAGGAGUUACAAAAAGUCAAAGGACUACAAAUAUUCGACACACAAGCCAAGGAAGUCCCGCAGCAGGAGCUCCUCACGUUCCCGGAGCCACUCACGAGAGCGUUCUGAUCAUUCUGGGAAGUACAAGAAGAAAAGUCACUACUAUAGAGAGAGACAUGAGCGUUCCCACUCCUAUGAGCGUACGGGUCAUCGUUAUGACAGAGACCACCCUGGCCACAGCAGGCAUAGGAGAUGAGCGCUACAACGGGUUCUCUUCUGUCCUUUGGGAUUCAGAGUGGAGCCCGGUUUCCCCCAUUUUCCCCUUGCAGCAUAGGGUUAGCCUGGGUCUAAACCACUUAGCAUCAGUAAUCUUUUCUAACCCUGUGCUUGUUAGCGUGAAUCCAAAUACAAGGACACUGAACAGACAUGUUGAUGUGGGAGACUUGAUCUGGUAGAUGGCUUAAUUGUUCUGCUGCUGGAGCGUCUCUUAGAAACACCGAAGAGCCUCUCUUGUGGUGGCUGCUCCUAUGCCUGCUCUUUGGUAAUAGGUAAAUUUGCAUACUGUAGUGCAAUGGUGUUAGUCUAUUUCGGGACUCGGAGUACUGAGAGCACGAAUUUCCUGGCUCAGCGAUUAGCGAACCCUGCUGAACUAGUCCUUCCUGAUGGAACGAGAAGAAAGCUCAAAACGUUUCAUGAAAACCAUUAGUGGCUUGGUGCUAACAAAGCUGUCGUUUCAUACUGACUCAAUUAUGUUGUACAAAUGUAAGGUGAUAUUUCUAGAACUGAUGCCUAUAUUAGGUUACACUUGUGUAUAUAUUUUGCAGUGUUUAACAAUACAAUAUGGGAAUAUGGCCUUAUUAGCCCUUCUACUUUCUCCACCGUGUAAAUAAGCAUUUGUUUAAUACAAGUGAAAGCUAUAUACUGAAAAGUCAAAACUUGAAUUCUAUCAAUUUAAGAUUUGUGUAGAGAAUUCUGAUAAAUGUGAAAGUAUUUA